AUGAUCGCUGAGAGCUAUCGGGAUGAUUUCCGGUUCAAGGCGAUCACCAAUGCCGAGGGCGAGUUUGGCGUUGUGGCGUUUGAUCAUACCUUAAACCCUGACGCUGACUCCACUGCCGCCGUGCGGCUAUUAGCCAUCACUCGAGAUGGCAAAACCAUGGCAGCCUCCGAUGGUGCUGUCAUUAAAAUUGGACCCAGUGACCAAGUUCCAAGUCUGUGGAAGUCGUAUACCAUUCCAAAGGUGAAAAAGAUUACCCAAUUGGCUUUCACGCCCAACGGCGAUGAGCUUUACAUCCUCCAUAAUGAAACCUUGAGUAAGGUCAAGUUGAGUGAGUUAGCUUCCGAACCAACAGCUGUCAAGGUGGCCAAUGCAACGGACUUCCAAGUUGCUCCAAACGGCGAUGUUGGUUACCUUGAUAGUGGUAGCGCCUAUCUCAAACGAGGAAACGAACCCCCUAAAGAAAUUGCCGAAGACGUGUUUUGCGUAUGCUUUGAUCAGGAAAGCAAGUUUUGUUAUAUUUCCAUGGCGAAUGCCACUGCGGUUAUGUCUACUGAUGGUAAAAAGGUUUCGUUUGAUUGUGAGUCGGUCACCGAUUUGUAUCCAUGCGCACUUAUAGCACUUCGCCCUAAUGUUUAUUUCAUUGCUGCCCAAGAUGACGAAGACAAUGACCCAGUAAACGUUGUUGCCGAUCCCCUGAAGAUUGAGACUGAUGUUGAAUUUCUUGGUCCUUACGGUCCUGUAAAAUGGGCACCUUCUUACUUUUCGCAGAGUUUGGAUAAGUACAACCCCAAAAAGAAGUUCACCUUGGUGUCUGGCACACGUACCACGGAUAUUUAUGUAAUUGAAUCCACCGGAGACUCGGUGGCAUCUUUGCAAUGGCCCAUCCCUAGUGAUGACAGUUGUCGCGCAUCCUUUCCUACUACGGAAGACUUCGAGGACACGGCAGUUUUGGGAAUUGCGGUUGACGUUUCUCAAAGCACCCGCGUGGUAGAUGAUCCAUGGCCGGGGGCCGAAGAAGAUGUAAAGGGCGCUCCAAUUGUUCAUGCAUUGUUGGAUGAUGGGCGCUUGAUUCUGUGGUGGAUUGUCGACAAGCAAGCUAUUCUUGAAGAUGGGGCAUCUUUGCUUAAUGAAUCUGUUUCUCUGAUAUCUCUGAAAGCUAGUCUCCUGAACAACCUGCAGACCACUUCAGAGAAUCUGAUCAACGAUGAGUCUCCAGCCACAAAUACGCAACCGAAUCCCUUUGCGAAAUCCCUGGCAAGUGAUAAUCCAUUUGCUAAUAAUGCUUCUAAUCCAUUUGGGAAAUCGCUGGGCGGGUCAUUUGGCGGGUCAUUUGGUGGGUCAUCCCAAAAGUCUGAGAAUGUGUUUGGAUCCACAGGCGCUUUUGGUAGUAUAGCUGACAAGAAAGCUGAAUCCUCAAAUAAUGAGCCAAAAGGCGCCUCGGAGGACACCGGGAGUACCAUAGGCCUGCAGUCGCAAAAUGAUAAGGCAAAGGCAAGUGGAGGCGCAUUUGGUAGUGUUGGUUUUGGUGGCAAGACAUCUACCACCAGCUCUACAUCUGGGGGGUCUGCUUUUGGUAGCUCCGGUUUUGGAAACUCUGGCUUCGGCAGCUCAGGCUUUGGGCAACUGAAGAGCGGCAAUAGUUCUGCUAGUUCCGCAUUCGGAAGUUCUGGUUUUGGUCAGAAGUCAUCAUCUGAAACCAAAUCUGCUUUUUCUGGUUUUGGUGGUUUUGCCACCAAGGACAAACCUAGUCUGUCCCUGUUUGCUUCUCAUGCCCGCUCCCAAUCUCCCUUUGCUAAUUUGCUGAAAACAGCCCUGUCUUCUCCUUUUGGAGCAGUCAAUAGUGAGAGCAAAGCAUCUCCCUUUGGUACCAUGAACGCGAAAGGCAAAUCCUCUUCUUUUGGUUCACUAGGAGGCGAUGCGUCAAAGUCUUCACCUUUUGGUGCAGUCAAUCUGCAAAAGGAACUGAAGCCAUCUCCCUUUGGUGCAGUAAAAAGCGACGACACAACCCAUACUUCUUUCGGUUCCAGCAAGACUGAAUCGGAGCCUUCUUUAUUUGGAAAAACUUCACCGUCCCCCUUUGAAGGGUUGCAAAACAAAUCGAAAUCGUCUACACCGUUUGGUGGCACUCAAGAAAAGACCUCCUCGCCACUCGAAACCAGCGAAAAUGGAAAGGAUUCGCCUAAUUCUCUAUUUGCUAGUCUCAACAUCUCCAAAGAUACGCAAGCAUUUGGUGCAUCAAAAAGCGACACAUCGACGCACUCUCCUUCCGGCGACCUGUCAACGACGCUGCCAUUUAUGAAGAACCACAACUCUAACGCUGCUUUUGGUACUAAGAAUGAGACGUCCCAUGUUGAACAUGGCCUCUUCGGACAACGCGAAUCGUCACUGUUACCAGAGAAAACUGAGAAACUGACUGAUUCCGGACUUCAGCUGGAGCUGAAGGACGAGGCCAACCCAACGUCUCAACACAAUGAAAAGCUGAGCCCAUUCACUUCAAACAAUUCACAAAAACCCAAAUCGAAUUUGUUUGAACAUAUUCCGAUUCUGUCUGCUCUACCUGACUCAAUUGAAGAGCCAGAGACUGUUCCUCCAUCGAGAGCGGAAACCGUCACACCUAUUAACAACGUGGAUAACUUUGAAGGUUCGUCAUUUGUUGACCGUACGGAAGGCGAGUCGACGCUGUCGCUGGAGUUCGAGUCAGAACCGGAAGAAGAACUCGAGCAAGAAUAUGAGCAAGAGCUGGAAUUUGAACCUGAGUUAAUAGACUAUAGGGAAGUUUUCAUUGCUCGAGAAUCACCGCAAAUCCCGAUUUUCAACUACUUCGAUGGGUUUACCGCCCCCUUGGCUGGUGGAGCAAGCCGAAGUGAAAUGGAUGCCAAGGUUGCUCAACAAUACCGUGAGAUUAUCGGAUUUACGAAAGGUCAUUUGAAGGUUCUGAAAGAUAAUGCCGAAAAGUUGGCCCCACUUUUCGCUUACCACUCUCCAAUGACUGAAUACUGCCCCGGUGAGGAUGACCUCGAACAUACUUCGGCAUGGGCUUUGGGCAAUGCUCCUCAAUUGAGGGAAAUUGCAGUUAAUAGACAGCAGUCUGUUGAUGAUGUUUUACUGGAAUUGCAGCUUUCGGAGCUGAAAGUUAAAAGAGUGCUCUCACAACUCGAAGACACGCAUUUGGUGCGGGGUCAAAUUGACACCAUGCUCAAACAACUCAAACACCUUUUGGAUCAGCAGGAGAUUCUGAAACAUCGGCAACUUGAUUUUGCAAAUGAAGCAUUGAGAAAGAAGCUUCAAGCUAAGUAUGACAAUGUUUGUCAACUUGAACUGGUGGUGCUCGAGAAGUUAGUUCCGUUAAAGGCUCGUACUUCUGGGAGUGAAGCCGAAGUGGUGAAACGUUUAUAUGAUUUGGUUUACUCUCUUAGAGCUCAAAUCAAGCAACACGCUGAACUGAUCCUUAAACUCAGGCAAGAGGUCAAGGAUGCCCAAUUGGAAAACUUGAAAAAGUCCGCCACUGAUUUGAUUGCGGCCGAGGCACCACCUACAAUUAUUGGCUCGCUGAUGAAACUGAGAGUCCAAGUUGCUAAGGUUUUAAGAAAAUAG
This is a messenger RNA of Diutina rugosa, 3594 nucleotides long. RefSeq lists its product as uncharacterized. The record is from RefSeq and is a predicted model, not a curated record. The transcript has a single exon. The coding region runs from base 1 to 3594 and encodes 1197 amino acids. Gene Ontology annotation, molecular function: protein binding. NCBI's taxonomy places the organism in Eukaryota, Fungi, Ascomycota, Pichiomycetes, Serinales, Debaryomycetaceae.